AUGGAGGUAAAAUGGUUACCGAUGUCGUAUUUACCUCCAACCAUCAAUUCCACAUUCUAGCUUUAUGGAGGAAAGAAACGACAGGGAGGUAACAGUGUAAUAUCGUGAAUAUAUAUAUAUGUUUAUUGACUUAACAAAAUAACAAGUUUGAUGACGAACCAUGCGAGGAUAUAACAAUUUUAUAAAUGCAACAACAAUAGACGGGAUGCGAUGACGGUCGUCACGAGGUUUUAUUCGGUAUGAUAAGUAUGGCAAAACGGUGGUUGAUCAGGAGUCGCUCGUGCGGGUAGUCGGUACCUUCCCGCCCUACAAAGUGAGCGGUUAUGCCACCUAGAAUAUGUUCUCCGUUUAUGUCAAUGGUCCGCCAACGCCGCCGAUGACUACCACCACACCGCCGCUAUUCGUGUGGGAGAAAUGCUUGCGUUACAGACAUGCUCAUUACGAGUUGCUGGCAUACCUAUUUUAUUUGUCGUGAACCACACUAUUCAUUAUUGUUGACUGUUGUCGGUACAUUUCACUGCUACCGUGUUUUCUUGGCUUCAACACCGUAAACCAAAUUAUCAACUCAAAUCAGAAAUGGCUGAAAACAAUGGAGAUGCUCCUCAAUGCGCAAUCAUGCUUUAUGUUAGAGACCUAGAUAAUUUUAAUCAUAUGCACUUCAAGAUCAAGAAUGUUGCUCCUUUAAAAAAGCUCAUGUUAAGUUACUGUGAAAGAACUGGUUUACAUAUGGAAAAACUACAGUUCCGCUUUGAUGGAAAACAACUAAAAUAUGAGGAUACCGCGGCAUCAAUGGGAAUAGUACAUGAUAAUACCAUUGAUGUCACCAAUGUGUUGUAUGGUUAAAACUGUAACUGUAAAAUUAUUAUUAAUAAAUAUUAAAGAAUAUAUAAAAAUUAGAAUAAUUUUGGUUUAGGGAUAUUUUAAUAAAAUAAGUUUAAUUAAACCAUUUAAACUUACUCAGAAAACACCUGUAUAGAUAUAGCUUUUAUAUUCACUCUCCAAAAAGUUUUUAUAUUUGUGUGAAUAAAAAAAAAAAUAACUAUACAUUAUAAUAUAUCGAUAAGAUUGUCACCAAUCCAUUGACAUUAUUUAUUGAAUACGAUUAAUAUAGUUUUAUUGCUUCAGCUACCAAGCACCCCCUCCUCAUAAUCACCGCUGGUAAGUAUAAAUACGUGUUACUAUAUCU
Molecule: messenger RNA, 1186 nt
Organism: Rhopalosiphum padi (bird cherry-oat aphid)
Lineage: Eukaryota; Metazoa; Arthropoda; Insecta; Hemiptera; Aphididae
Product: small ubiquitin-related modifier 2-A-like
Exons: 4
Coding region: 577-843 (88 amino acids)
Biological process (GO): protein sumoylation
Cellular component (GO): nucleus
Molecular function (GO): protein tag activity; ubiquitin-like protein ligase binding
Source: RefSeq, a predicted model, not a curated record